AUGACUGUGCAUAAUAGAUCCUUCAUACCGGAUAAUCCAUCCCCACUCGCAUCUAGAUCUUCAUCUAAUAGAGUGAAGCAUACGUUACCAAGAAACGAUACCCCAACUACAAGCAUACUGAGUAAUGACAACUCUGACGAAGACGAUGACUAUUCAUAUGAUGAUAUUAAUGAAGAUUCUAUCCACAAGACUAUCCCUCGAGAGUUUUUCAACCGAUUAAUCGAAUUUCCAUUAUUUAGCAAUGCCCCAAAAUCAUUCCAUACCAAAAUCGUAUCAGAAUUAAAACUAAUGCAAUAUCAUCCUCAAGAAUUUAUAAUCAAAACUGGCCAAUGUAGUAAAUCAAUGUAUUGGAUCCUUAAAGGGGUUGUCAGUGUCACUUCCUCGCCUGAUGGCGAAAGUGUCUAUGCUGAAUUAGCUAGUGGGUCAUUUUUCGGAGAGAUUGGAAUAUUGUAUAAUCGACCUAGAACAGCUACUGUAGUAGCAAAGACAAGAGUAUUAGUGGGUGUUUUGACAGCAAAGGCGUUGAAUAUGGUGUUGAGGAAUUAUCCAUCGAUAGAAAGACGGAUUAGAGAUGAGGCACAAGAAAGAUUAGCCAUGCAAGAAAAGAAAAAGAGAAACAAUAAAUAUCAAGAUGAGAGUAUAUUACCACAAGGGAAGCACAAUCUUCAAUAUCACCAGCAGCAGCUACAAGUUCCAUUAGAUGAAAAGGGCUAUAAUGCAUCUAUGUUGGCUAGUCAAGCGAGUAUUAUACCCGGACCACAUGUUCCAUCACUAUUAACAACUCCAUCUUCUUCAUAUCCAAGUUCUCCAAAUACAAGCAGUGUUGAACAUCUCAUAGUAAUCCAGGAUUUCAUAAGGAGUCUUCCGAUUUUUCAAAACUUACCACGAGAUAUAAUUCAUCAAUUAGCAUUAGGUGUUGAACCGUUAUCAAUAUCUCAACCAUAUGAAGAUAUUCUCCAUAAGGGUGAUGAUGGAUCGAAUAUUUAUUUUAUCAUAGAUGGAGAAGUUGAAGUUUUCGAUUAUGCCCAUGAUGGAGAAUCAAAUCGGUAUCCGUUUAUUGUCGAAGAUAUGAGAUCGACUGCUGAAGCAAGGAGGAAUAAUUUAAACCUGCUUCAGAAUGAUGAUAGUAAUAGCGAAGAAGAGAUAUUCACCCCAAACUGGACAUUUCAGAAACGACAUAAACUGGUCUCGCCCUCAAUAUCAAUCUCAAGAUCUCCAUCUCCUGACUUCAGAUCAAUUCAACCAACACCUUCUUCCUUCCCCGCCAAGCUUCCUCCAAUAACCACUCCUACAACUACUCAAAAAAGAAGACGGUCGGUGGAUAUAGACAUCCCACCUACUUCAAUAGAUAACUUCCAAGCAUUCCAUACCCUACCCAAACCAAAACCCUACAUUCCACAUAAGAGACGGCGCACGCUCGCCCAGAUCAAUCCAACACAUCCCGGAAGGAGACGCUCUUCGAUAUUGGCAAAUUGUGAACUCUUGCCCGACAAGCUAACCCAACAAAUCCUCCAAUACCUCCCCUUAACUUCCAUGAUGAGAUUUCGUCUAGUAUCGAAAAAAUGGAGACAUUUGUUACAUAUGAUACCAUUACCCAUCCUUGAUCUUAAACCUUGGAAUACCUUGGUGGAUGAUAAGGCGUUGAUAAGUAUAACUGAUUUCGUGGGAUGUAGACCUGAAAUAAUUGAUAUUUCGAAUUGUUUUCAUAUUACGGAUGAAGGAUUUAGUUAUAUGAUAAAUGAGAUUGGGAUUUCUGGGAAAAUAAAGACGAUUAGAAUGGUUUCGAAUUGGGAAGUUAGUGCGAUGGCUAUUAUGGAUUUAAGUGUGGCUCAUGUGGGAAGAUAUUUGGAAGAGAUUGAUUUAUCUAAUUGUCGGAAAGUGCGUGAUGAUGUUUUGGAAAGGUUGAUUGGAUGGGGAGAAGAAGAAGAGGAGGUUCCGGGUGUAGGAGUAGAUGAAUUGGUGGGAUGUAAGAGGUUAAAGGUUUUGAAUCUUGGAUAUUGUAAGCAUUUGACUGAUUCUACGAUGAAACAUAUUGCAAUGCAAGCUAGUGAUAGAAUUGAAGUGUUGGAUAUUACAAGAUGUACAUUGAUUAGUGAUCUUGGAUUUGAAUAUUGGCAAUAUCGGAACUUCUCCAAUUUAAAACUGUUAAUCCUUAAAGAUUGUACAUUUUUAACUGAUAAAGCUAUGUUUGCAAUUGCUAAUCUGGCAAAGAAUCUAGAAACUUUGAAUUUGGAUUUUUGUUGUAGUUUAACUGAUUUAUCAAUAGAGGUAUUAAGUUUAGGUUGUCCCAAAUUAAGACAAUUAAACUUUUCAUUUUGUGGACUGGCAAUCAGUGAUUCUUCAUUAGUUACAAUUUCAUUAAAUCUUGCUUAUUUAGAAAGAUUGAUACUCAAGGGGUGUAUUAGAGUUACUCGUGCUGGCGUUGACGCUUUGUUAAGUGGGAUAUCACCAAGAUUGAAUUAUCUUGAUAUAAGUCAAUGUAAGAAUGCUCAUAUCUAUCCUGGAAACUUCCCAGCUCAACAAUUAACCAUCAAUCCACAAACUAAAUCUGCAUUUGUAUCUGCUGGUCCAUAUAACAACAUUACUGAGAUUGUAUUAUAA
Hemisphaericaspora subhashii is the source of this 2601-nucleotide messenger RNA. RefSeq lists its product as uncharacterized. The transcript has 2 exons. Lineage: Eukaryota; Fungi; Ascomycota; Pichiomycetes; Serinales; Debaryomycetaceae. The record is from RefSeq and is a predicted model, not a curated record. Gene Ontology annotation, molecular function: protein binding; protein-containing complex binding. Bases 1 to 2601 code for a protein of 866 amino acids.